AUGGACAUCUCGUCGUUCGUGACGUCGCUUCUGACGUCCUUCGUCAUCUUCGUCGUGCUGGUCCUGGUCUUCACGUGGCUCUCGCGCCGCCCGGGGAACGCGCCGGUGUACUACCCGAGCGUGCUGUUGCGGGGGCUCGACCCGUGGGAGGGGCGCGGACGGGGCACGCGCAGCCCCGUCGGCUGGAUCCGCCAAGCGUUCACGGCGUCCGAGGCCGACGUCGUUGCCGCCGGCGGAGUCGACGCCGCCGUCUACCUCGUCUUCCUCUCAUCCGUGUUGGCAAUCCUUGUGGUCUCUGGAAUUGUGUUGCUUCCACUUCUGUUACCGCUUGCUGCAACUGAUCAUGCCCUGGAGAAUUCUGCUGGCUUCAAAAAUGGCAAAGAGGUGCAGAACUUCACGAUUAUUGAAAGAUUAGCAUUGGGCAAUGUUCAAAAAAAAAGUAUGAGGCUGUGGGCAUUCAUAUUAUCAGUCUACUGGGUCUCCUUUGUCACCUAUCUCGUACUAUGGAAAUCCUACAAACAUGUUUCGAAUCUGAGAGCAGCUGCAAGAUCAACAUCAGAUGUUAAACCAGAGGAGUUUGCCGUGUUGCUGAGAGAUGUUCCUAUACCGCCUCCUGAUCAAACUAUAAAGGACUCGGUGGACUCAUAUUUCCGAGUACUUCAUCCUGACACAUUCUACAAAGCAAUGGUUGUGACAGACAAUAAGGAGGCUGAUAAAAUUUUCCAAGAGAUUGAAGGUCACAAACACAAAAUUGCUCACGCAGAAGCUGUCUAUGCAGAGUCAAAAAAAGGAAACAAACCUGAGGGCACCAAGCCUACUCAUAGGACUGGAUUGCUUGGUCUUAUUGGUAAAAAAGUUGACACAAUGGAGUAUUGUAAUGGGGAGAUCAAGGAAUUACUGCCCAAACUGGAGGCUGAACAGAAGAGCACUCUUCAUGAUAAACAGCAACGUGCUGCCAUUGUCUUCUUCAACAGCAGAGCUGCUGCAGCCUCUGCAUCUCAGACUCUUCAUGCUCAGCUGUUUGAUAAAUGGACAGUCACAGAAGCUCCUGAACCACGUGAUAUGAUAUGGUCCAACCUUCCGAAGAAAAUAUAUGAGAGGCACACCAGACAGACUGUGGUUUAUUUCAUUGUCUUUCUCACAGUCUUUUUCUAUACUAUUCCUAUUACUGCUGUCUCUGCUGUCACGACGCUGGAAAAACUGAGGGAGAAGCUGCCCUUUCUGAAGGUGGUGGUGGACCAACAAGUAAUUAAGACUGUCUUACAGGCUUACCUGCCGCAGCUCGCGCUUAUUGUUUUUCUAGCUUUGCUGCUCUCCUUAUGUUUCUCUCAAAGUCAGAAGGGAUCCCUUCACAGAGCCAUGUAG
Molecule: messenger RNA, 1365 nt
Organism: Triticum turgidum subsp. durum (durum wheat)
Lineage: Eukaryota; Viridiplantae; Streptophyta; Magnoliopsida; Poales; Poaceae
Source: the annotation of a GenBank genome assembly